CUCUACUUCGCUCGGUACCGAUUUGGUUCAGUACGGCGACGACUGUGUCCCUCUCUCCGUCUCGCUUCUCGGUGGCCUCCCAUUUCUCCGACUUCUCCGACCGGUCGCUGAGGUCUCUCAGUGUAGGAAAUGGAUUUCAGAAAUGUCAAGGUUCCAAAAGUACCAGGAGGAGGGGCUGCUUCUGCUUUGGCCAAAUUGGGAGUCAUAGGUGGCCUUGGCCUGUAUGCAGUUGCAAACAGUCUCUACAACGUUGAGGGCGGUCAUCGAGCCAUUGUAUUCAAUCGGCUAGUCGGCGUAAAAGACAAGGUUUAUCCUGAAGGGACACACAUAAUGAUCCCAUGGUUUGAGAGGCCAGUUAUCUACGAUGUCCGUGCAAGACCUCAUUUAGUGGAGAGUACAUCUGGGAGUCGUGACCUUCAAAUGGUUAAAAUUGGGCUUCGGGUUCUCACUCGUCCCGUGCCUGACCAGCUACCCACAAUAUACCGGACACUGGGUGAAAAUUUCAAUGAAAGGGUUUUGCCAUCGAUCAUCCAUGAAACUCUGAAGGCUGUAGUUGCACAAUAUAAUGCUAGCCAGCUCAUUACUCAGAGAGAGGCUGUCAGUCGAGAAAUACGGAAAAUUCUGACAGAGAGAGCUGCUAAUUUCAACAUGGCCCUGGAUGAUGUGUCCAUCACGAGCUUGACUUUUGGAAAGGAGUUUACUGCUGCUAUUGAGGCCAAGCAGGUGGCUGCACAAGAAGCUGAAAGGGCAAAAUUUGUUGUGGAAAAGGCUGAGCAAGACAAGAAGAGUGCCGUUAUCAGAGCUCAGGGUGAGGCAACGAGUGCUCAGCUGAUUGGGCAAGCCAUCGCCAACAAUGCUGCUUUCAUCACCCUGAGGAGAAUCGAAGCUUCGAGAGAAAUCGCACAGACGAUUUCAAACUCAAACAACAGGGUCUUCUUAAAUUCCAACGAUCUUUUGCUGAACCUUCACGACAUGGAGUUGGGAAGCACAGCCAGUGGGAAGAAAUGAGCACGUAGGGGACACUUCUUGCUCUGUUAUUCCCUUCUUUAUUAUUGUCAGUCUCUUCCCGAGUGACGAUUUUGGAAUGAAGCAGACAAAGUAAAUGGAAAUUGCCCUUUUUGGGAUUGGCAAAAAUAAC
Rhodamnia argentea is the source of this 1138-nucleotide messenger RNA. RefSeq names its product prohibitin-1, mitochondrial-like. Lineage: Eukaryota; Viridiplantae; Streptophyta; Magnoliopsida; Myrtales; Myrtaceae. The transcript is spliced from 6 exons. Gene Ontology annotation, cellular component: membrane; mitochondrion. The record is from RefSeq and is a predicted model, not a curated record. Gene Ontology annotation, biological process: mitochondrion organization. The coding region runs from base 130 to 1008 and encodes 292 amino acids.